AGUGUGUGGUUGACCUUCGACUGGUAGAGUCUAGCUCCUAAUUGCUGAAUUCUGAGAUUUUUAAAAAUUCAACUCUUAAUUUUUGUUUUGUGACACAUAUAACAUGACAUCCGAUUUGUCUGGUACUCCGAAGAUGACUGUGCCGUACGAGUGGAACUUUGAGAGUGUCGGCGAAGAACCAAUGACGAUUGCGUCAAAAAUGAUUUUGUUUCGAGGUGAAAAAGUAUUCCGUGUAGGUUUGAAGAAUCACACACUGAAACCAACAUUGUUUUUCAUGGCAACUGAUCUCAGAAAAAUCGGGAUGAAAGUGGAAAGCAUAAUGUUUGGAUUUCAAGAUAGUGGCUCAGCAAGGCUGUCGAAAAUGAAAAACCAAGAUAUCGGCGACGAAGGAAGUCUGCAGCUAUUCAUCAAAAAAUUUCCUAAGAAGUUGGUUGGAAAACGCACUUUUGUGUUUCGAAUUUGCAUCGUAGGGGCUGAUUCCGGCUAUUCCUAUCAAUUGUCCGAUCGUCUGGCCAAGUCUCAAUUAUGGGCUGCUCUAAUAAUUCAAAAACAUCUAGCGGACGUUGAAUUUGUUGUGAAGGACAAGAUAUUUCCUGCACACAAAUCAAUCCUUGCUGCCCGAAGUCAAGUGUUUGCAGACGAAUUCGAGAAGAAACAACUGGGAAAAGAUGGUAUUCAACAGAUCCGAAUCGAUGGCGUGCAACCUUCAACUGUGUUGAAUUUUCUUCACUUUCUCUACACGGGAGAGCCGAUAGGAACAUUUGCAGAUGAAGAAUUGCUCAAGUUAGCUGAUCAUUAUCAACUGAAAAUCCUGUCUGGUUUAUGUCAACAUGCUCUGAAGAAAAUGGAUGCCAUGCAAAUGGCUAAAGUCAGCCAACAAUUAAACAGCAACGCCGAAGAUCUUUCCUCUUCCAAAAUCAUGCCGGAAGAAGAAACGGAAAUAUUUUUUGAUCGAACGAAGCCUACCUUUCGAUGCCCUUGGCUAUUGAAAAAAGCUGAAAAUGGCCAAACCAUAUGUGUGAUGCAGUAUCAAAAUGAAAAUAUUUUCAUUGCUUACUUCACUGAAGAAAAAGAAAUUGAUUCGCAAUCUAAACAAGACGAAAUUAGUAAACCUGUGAUUCAUUUUACAUGUGCCAAGCAUCGCACCUUCGGUCUGCAAGUUGAAGAUAUUUACUGCGGCAUGAAAGAAUCGGGCUCGAGGGGAUACAAUCGAUGGUUAAAAAUGGAACCGAAACAUCAUCAGAAAAACGCCGAAGUACUACACUUCGCAGUACAAGCUCGUUCGGGUUUCAGCAAAGGAAAUCUUCAAUUCCGAGUCUACUUCCACAUCAAAACGAUCAGCAUGAUUGACAAUUAUUAUUACGAGAUGAUGGACGACAAAUGGACGACAGAUUUAUGGCUGGCAGCGACAAAUCAGAAAUUGACGGAUGUCGAAAUCUUUGUCGGGACUGUUAAGGUGAUGGAAGCCCAUCGGAUUAUUUUAUGCGCCCGGAGUCCAGUCCUGAAUGCAUCUUUAAAUAACAACAGCAACGCAACGAAAUCUAUCGUCACAUUUGGGGCUGAAUUUGAAGUCGAGAUUGUCAAGAGUUUUCUAAAUUUCCUUUACACCGGAUCUUUAAAAACGACUGACGGCUGCCAUCAACUUAGUAAAUUGGCCACAAUGUUUGAAGUGGAGACAUUGACAAAUGUGUGUCAACUAUUCAAUCGCGUACCAGAUAUUGAAGAACUGAGCGACUCUCUCUUACAGGUAGAAUCAUCAAAUGAGUUGCCGUAAUUCUUUAAUUGGAUAUUAUACAACAUGUGUUGUGUGUAUUUAAUUAUUUAUGUCGUUUAAAUACAGAAUUUCAUGUAUGA
Messenger RNA from Daphnia pulex (common water flea), 1854 nucleotides. RefSeq lists its product as uncharacterized. The transcript is spliced from 3 exons. Gene Ontology annotation, molecular function: ubiquitin protein ligase binding. The coding region runs from base 104 to 1774 and encodes 556 amino acids. Lineage: Eukaryota; Metazoa; Arthropoda; Branchiopoda; Diplostraca; Daphniidae. Gene Ontology annotation, biological process: proteasome-mediated ubiquitin-dependent protein catabolic process; regulation of proteolysis. The record is from RefSeq and is a predicted model, not a curated record. Gene Ontology annotation, cellular component: cytoplasm.